GCUUGCCGUCGCCGACCACCGCCACCUACCACUACUCAUCCCCACCACCUCCUCCACCUAAGAAAUCUCCACCACCACCAAUCUAAGCAACAUUAUGUUUACAAGUCACCACCACCACCUCCACCGGUUUACAAGUCACCACCACCCCCGGUUCACAAGUCACCCCCUCCACCUGUUCACAAGUCAUCACCUCCACCGGUUCACAAGUCACCACCACCACCAAAGAAACCCUAUGUUUACAAAUCACCACCUCCACCACCCCCUGUCCACAAGUCACCACCACCCCCGGUUUACAAAUCACCACCACCUCCGGUCUACAAAUCACCACCUCCCCCGGUUUACAAAUCUCCACCUCCCCCGGUUUUCAAAUCUCCACCACCACCGGUUCACAAGUCACCACCACCUCCGGUCUACAAAUCACCACCACCACCUAAAAAGCCUUAUGUAUACAAAUCCCCUCCACCACCCCCUGUGCACAAGUCACCACCACCCCCGGUUUACAAAUCCCCACCACCACCGGUUCACAAGUCACCACCACCUCCGGUCUACAAAUCACCACCUCCACCUAAGAAGCCUUAUGUAUACAAAUCCCCUCCACCACCUCCAGUGAAAAAGCACCCACCCCCACAUUACAUUUACAGCUCACCACCUCCUCCUUAC
Molecule: messenger RNA, 660 nt
Organism: Helianthus annuus (common sunflower)
Lineage: Eukaryota; Viridiplantae; Streptophyta; Magnoliopsida; Asterales; Asteraceae
Product: extensin-1-like
Exons: 2
Biological process (GO): plant-type cell wall organization
Molecular function (GO): structural constituent of cell wall
Source: RefSeq, a predicted model, not a curated record